Caenorhabditis briggsae is the source of this 1179-nucleotide messenger RNA. RefSeq names its product Protein CBR-HLH-30 (gene Cbr-hlh-30). Bases 1 to 1179 code for a protein of 392 amino acids. NCBI's taxonomy places the organism in Eukaryota, Metazoa, Nematoda, Chromadorea, Rhabditida, Rhabditidae. Gene Ontology annotation, molecular function: protein dimerization activity; DNA-binding transcription factor activity, RNA polymerase II-specific; RNA polymerase II cis-regulatory region sequence-specific DNA binding. The record is from RefSeq and is a predicted model, not a curated record. Gene Ontology annotation, cellular component: nucleus. The transcript is spliced from 8 exons. Gene Ontology annotation, biological process: regulation of transcription by RNA polymerase II.
AUGGACGAGCUGAUGACGAUGGACGAGGAGGAGCAACAGCACGGCCGCGGUGGCUCUUCCCGACCGAUGACCAUUGGUGGAGGUCCAAAAUCCAUGUCCAUGGCUCGCCCGAUUCCAGGAGCUAGCGAUCGCUCGCAAAAUGUGCACACCAGUAGUCCGAUACCGUGUCCAGGAGGCCUAUCUCAGAAUUAUAGACAGAUCGUUUCAAGUUCCGCGCCAACCGGCUCAAUCGAUAUCGAGAAAAUGUUGGGCGGAGUUCAGAAUGGCGGAGGGGGCGGAGCGUCCGGUGGAGGCUCGGGCGGCGGAAGCAAUGGAGAUCCGGAUGACUAUUACAGGGACCGUAGGAAGAAGGAUAUUCAUAAUAUGAUCGAACGCCGCCGACGGUACAACAUCAACGACCGAAUCAAGGAGUUGGGACAAAUGCUGCCAAAAAACACAUCUGAAGAAAUGAAGCUGAACAAAGGAACGAUUCUCAAAGCCUCGUGCGACUAUAUUCGAGUUCUUCAAAAAGACAGAGAACACGCUCUCAAGCAUCAACAGCACCAGAAAAAUCUCGAGGCGGCCGCCCAAAAGUACGCGGACCGUGUCAAAGAGCUCGAGGACAUGCUGGCACGUCAGGGCGUUCAGGUGCCACCAAAUCAUCUGCCACCGAUUCCAAAAUUUAUCGAUAGACCAAUUAAGCAGGAGCUGGAUGACACCUCGCCACCAAAUCACACACCAACCGGAUCAUUCAUCUCAAACUCUGGCUUCUUGUCCGAGGUGACAAACAACACCGCUGCGUUGCAAAUCUCAGCCGACUCGCGCCAAAACUCGUUCAUGAACAACUCAGCACCGUCGGACAGCUUCUUCUCGGUGGGCUCCGCAUCGCCGCCCGAUUACAGGACGAGCGGUGUGACGUCAUGGAAGCUGCCGGGGGCAGGAGGUACGACGACAGGUAACAAUGCUAGCGUGAACGGGGGCGGUGGCGGCGGCGCUGGAAAUUCGUUCUCCGACCUCAUGAUGGACGAUCUCAAUCCUAUGAUCAAUGGUGAUCCACUCAUCUCAUCCGGUGCCCAUCCAUCGCCACACUUCCACAGCUCUCAAAUGUCGCCAGAAAUCCAUUGGGACGCGUCGGGCUUCUCACCGGACCCAAUCAAUCCUAAUCAAUCAUCUGGCCAUUAUCACAUGGAUUUUUCUUAA